Molecule: messenger RNA, 1354 nt
Organism: Sinocyclocheilus anshuiensis
Lineage: Eukaryota; Metazoa; Chordata; Actinopteri; Cypriniformes; Cyprinidae
Product: membrane-associated progesterone receptor component 1-like
Exons: 3
Coding region: 13-582 (189 amino acids)
Cellular component (GO): membrane; endoplasmic reticulum; endomembrane system
Source: RefSeq, a predicted model, not a curated record
AGAUGAGUCUCGAUGUUCUCACGCAACAACAUCAGAAACGAAAUGGCUGAAGAAGAGGUCGAGCAAACUUCUGGGAUUCUUCAGGAAAUUUUCACUUCGCCUCUGAACAUUAGCUUGCUAUGUCUCUGUUUAUUCCUGUUGUACAAAAUCGUCCGCGGAGACAAGCCUGCAGACUUUGGCCCGGUUGAAGAGCCGCCGCCUAAACUAAAGAAAAGAGAUUUUACUUUAGCAGAACUGCAAGAGUACGAUGGACUGAAAAACCCCAGAAUCCUGAUGGCUAUCAACGGGAAAGUGUUUGAUGUUACAAGAGGGAAGAAGUUCUACGGACCAGAGGGCCCUUAUGGGGUCUUUGCGGGCAGAGAUGCAUCCAGAGGACUGGCCACGUUCUGUUUGGAGAAGGAGGCCUUGAAAGACACUCAUGAUGAUCUUUCAGAUCUCAAUGCUAUGCAGCAGGAGAGCCUGAGCGAGUGGGAGACCCAGUUCACACAGAAAUAUGAUUAUGUUGGGAAGCUUCUUAGACCUGGAGAAGAACCGACAGAGUACACAGAUGAUGAGGAAGUCAAGGACAAAAAGAAGGAUUAGAACACAGAGAUCACAGAUCUAUAUGAUCUAGUUUUGUUGCAGUCACAUUUUGCUGAUAGCUCAUUUUGACUGUUUUGUCUGAACCUCCAUGUCAUUUCAUAUACAUCACUGUGACCUUAAUUAGCACGCCAUAUGUUCAUAAACAAUCUCAUAUCACUGUAUUCAUUAAACUAAUGUAGUAUAUGUUAUAUCUACAGCAACUGUGACUCAUAAUCAUGUCAUUUGAAGAAUUCUUGGGUAAAUAUAUUCUUCAGGAAUAUAUGGCUUGCUGUAAAUAUGGGACAUAAUUUCUCACUCUUUUUUAUUUUGAGUGUUGACUCCAGAUUUUAUCUAACCAGAGAACAUUUAAACCAAAUGCAUAUAUAAACAUCAAAAUACACUAGAAUGCUUUUAAAUGAGCGCCAUAGUAAAAGUUGGAGUGGAGAUCUCAUUCAGGGUUGCUUAUCAGACCAGUUUCUCUGAUACAGAUUAAGACUAGACCCAUGCUAAAGAGGGUUUCGAGAAAACUCAUCACAUACUAGUCUUAACAUCUGCUCAGGAAAUUUGUAGAUUAGACGUAACAUUCCAUGAGAUUAUGUUUUCAACUUUUGUUACCAAGACAAGUAUUUGCAAAACACCUUUUCUGUUCAUAUAUUAAAGAAUAUGAUUUAUUAUCAUUGUGCUUUACUGAUUUUGUUUUAAAGCUCUAUGUUUGUUUAAAGUAUACAUUGCUGAUUACUGGUGGUGUAUCCAUGGACCCAUUGUGCCCUUGAAUAAAGCAUUUAACAAAGCA